AUGAAACCUCGCUGUGGAAAGUGCGAUAAAGAUAUUUUAAAUAUCGAACCCGCGCAAUGUUCUUGUUGUGAGAAAUAUUUUCACGUGCAACAAGAGUGUUGCGAUGCUAACCGUAGUAGCAUACAGCAGCUGUUCAGCACAAACAAGGCACUCUGGCUUUGUGUUGACUGCCGAAAGCUGUUUGCCAAUCGAACCUUGCAUGCAUUCCUGGAAGAGACAAUUCGACGGCCUCCUGACGAGUUAGCUGAGCUUCGAAAGAAAGUCGACGAGUUAUCUGAUCUCGUAGUCGCACUACAAAAGCAAAUUGGAGAAAACCAUGAUGUAGUUACGGCCAAACUUGAUCGUCCACCGAAUGCAAAUUGGCCCCAACUACCUAGCGGAACUCCUUCUAACACCGACAAACGGAGCCGCGCUAUGCGAUCUCGCAAAAGACGCUGCGGUCCUAAUGGCGAGCCGGUUGAAGUAGAGUCCGUUCCACGCCCAUCUAUUUCCAACGGAACUAGCAAUAUCGACCUCAGUGAUUUGCUGUUGACAUGUCCCAUCGCUGCAGCAGUACCACCACCUAAAUGUUGGGUAUAUCUCAGUGGAUUUAAUCCAAAAAUUACAAACGAUGAUGUGGUGAAAAUUGCGAAACGAUGUUUAAACACAACAAAUGAAAUUGAGGCAUUUCGACUGGUACCUAAAAACGUUGACGAUUCCAGAUACUCAUUUGUUUCGUACAAGAUUGGUGUGGACAUGGCACUCAAAGAUAAGGCUCUUCUUCUUUCAUCUUGGCCGCAGAGCAUCAAGGUUCGUGAGUUUGUAGAGUUGUCAAAAAACGAUCUUCGCAUGCCUGAAAAAAAUGUGCCGAGCAAAUCUUGGGAACUGAACAUCGACACCCCCGAACGGAGGAACGAAUUGGCGGAGACCGACAAAUAG
Uranotaenia lowii is the source of this 918-nucleotide messenger RNA. RefSeq lists its product as uncharacterized. The record is from RefSeq and is a predicted model, not a curated record. Lineage: Eukaryota; Metazoa; Arthropoda; Insecta; Diptera; Culicidae. The transcript has a single exon. Bases 1 to 918 code for a protein of 305 amino acids.